Molecule: messenger RNA, 393 nt
Organism: Nothoprocta perdicaria
Lineage: Eukaryota; Metazoa; Chordata; Aves; Tinamiformes; Tinamidae
Product: general transcription factor 3C polypeptide 2-like
Exons: 4
Biological process (GO): transcription by RNA polymerase III
Cellular component (GO): transcription factor TFIIIC complex
Molecular function (GO): protein binding
Source: RefSeq, a predicted model, not a curated record
AUGCGCCGGCCGCAGCUCCCGCAGAUGAGCCGCCUGGGGCUCCUGGCCGUGGCCUUCUCGGACGGCACCGUGCAGCUCUACUCGCUGCCGCACCCCGAGGCCCUGCGCGCCUCCGCCAGAUGCCAGGUAAAAGACACCUCCCUGCACAGGGAGCUCAUCUGCAAGGCGCAGUGCGUGGCCACGCUGCAGGUGGGCGCCGUGCAGGCCGGGAGCGCCCCCGAGUGCGGCCAGUGCUUCAGCCUCUCCUGGCUGCCCCGCAAGCCCCACCACCACCUGGCCGCCGGCUUCUACGACGGCACCGUGGCCAUCUGGAACCUGCCCACCACGUCGCUGCUGCAGCGCGUGUGCCAGCCCGACGGCUCCCUCAAGCUCUACCCCUUCCGCUGCUUCCUG